GGAAGCGAAUUGAAAGAUGUGGCGAUUGUGCGACGGCUGCCCAACGUUGAGGUGCUGUCGCUGUCCAUCAAUCACAUCACAUCCCUCUGCGACUUCGCCGCCUGCAGACAACUACAGGAGCUAUACUUACGGCAAAACAAGAUCCAAGACAUCAAUGAAUUGCUUUACUUAAUCGAUUUGCCGGAACUCAAGAAGCUAUGGCUGGCGGAGAAUCCGUGCUCUGAGUUCGACAAUUACCGCUCGACUGUACUUAAAGCGCUUCCAAAUCUCGAUUUCUUGGACAACGUUAGAGUCACUCCAGAAGAGCUUAUGCGCGCUGAGAGGGAAGGCUAUGACCUUCAAUGGCCGGGAAGCGAUUGCGAGGACAACGACGAGAUUAAUCAGCAAAUCUUACCACAAGAGUCACAAACAGCACCGGUUAUAGCGUCACAACAACAACAACAGCAACAACAACAACAACAACACGUACCGCAACCGCAACAGCAAACCUAUCAAACACCACAACCCAUUGCAUCACAACCACAACAGAUGACACAAGAAGUGGCGGCUAUUGCCAGCGCUAACGGCAACGGAAACGGCAAUACUUCGUAUCAAAUGCCGAAUAAUACGAAUCAUAACCAGAAUUCUUCCGCAAAUUCCUCUCCGAUCGAAACGACAACACAAUUGCCGACAAGAAAUCAAACAAUGAUUAAAUCAAACUCAUUGUCUGAUUAUAAUCUCUAU
Molecule: messenger RNA, 723 nt
Organism: Medioppia subpectinata
Lineage: Eukaryota; Metazoa; Arthropoda; Arachnida; Sarcoptiformes; Oppiidae
Source: the annotation of a GenBank genome assembly